Molecule: messenger RNA, 1681 nt
Organism: Drosophila mojavensis
Lineage: Eukaryota; Metazoa; Arthropoda; Insecta; Diptera; Drosophilidae
Exons: 5
Coding region: 459-1562 (367 amino acids)
Source: RefSeq, a predicted model, not a curated record
AAAUAAAUAUAUAGAUAUAUAUAAAUUUAUAUAUAUACAUAUACUGGCCAUAUCAGCAAGUUUCAAUUUGACGUGCUUCUUGAAGUGAUUAAGAACUAAGUUACCAAACAGUCGAUCGUCAAAGUCCGUCACGAUCGUGUGUCCAUUAGUUCUGGGCGCCUGUAACCGCGCGUAGUUUUCAUUUUGCUAUUGUUUUUGUUUCUUUCCAAAGUGCUUUGCUUGCCAUAAACAAAUUGUCUAUCAAGCAAUAGAUAUUUUGUUGCAUGAAACGAGCUAAUAAAUGAUAUCAUAUAAAUCAAUUGAGUGAAUGCCAAUCAAAUUGGGGGCAACUGUGAUAAAUCUAACAUACAAAUGGAUCAUGCGUCGGGUAGCUGCUAUAUAAACAGACAAUCCGUCGGUUGUUUAAGGAGCUUUAAUAUAAUGUGCAAAGCCGUGUCGAAACUUUGUUGUUAAAACAAAUGCAAAUGAUGUUGAUGACAAUAAAUAUAAUGAAACACCUGCGGCAACAACGCUUUGACGCCAUCUGGUUGCUAAUUGGAUUAUGUGGACUGUCCACGACGUUUGCGUACUUUAUAGACUAUACAGAGAACACAGAGCUGAUACAGCAACGUGCUGGCUACGACGUCCGGUUACAGUGCAACCUAACGGGGCUGCUGGAUGAGCGCAGGCUGGCGGACAUUAAGAUACACUGGUACUUUAAGCAAUGCAGCGACAAUAAUUGUUACCAGCUGGAGUCUGGCGAGGAUUGGACCGCCCUGCCCUGCGAGUCGACACUCUGUCGCGCCGAGCUCUGGCUGCGCAAUGUCACGGAGCGAUACUCGGGCCUGUACAAAUGCAGCAUCAAUCCACAUGUAUGGGAUGCAACUCAGGCGGUGGACGUGCAACUUGUGCGCACUUAUCAGCUGGACGUUAAGAACAGCUCGCUUGCUGCACCGGAGUUCCUGGAUGCCUAUCCCAGCAAUAAGACAGCUAUUCAGGACAGCCGAGUGGUUUUUCAGUGUCGUGUGCACAGCGAGGAGCAUUUGACUAUAAAAUGGUUUCGACGGCAUGGAUAUGCCGCAUAUGCUUCUGCUCAGGAUACACCGCAGCCCACGCAGGGCUCGUCAAAUUUUAGUGCUCAUAUUGUGCGCUACAAUGGACGCACUUAUGAGCUGCUCUCCACAUCCCCCGAGAAGCUCGUCAGUCCACAGAUUUACCUCAGUAAGCUGAUCAUUAACAAUGUGAGGAUCAGGGAUGCUGGCUACUAUGCAUGCGUAGCCAUUAGCUAUCGCGGCCACAAGAUCCGGGAAGCCUAUCUCGACGUAUUGCCGUCUGACGAUGCUAUGGAGUACUGGGUGGACUACACCAACAGUGAUGAGCUUGUCACUGAGGAUACCAGCGAUCCUCGGGAAUUCCUGCUUCUGUUUCUCAUGCCCCUGGGCUUGGCGCUGCUGCCGCUGAGUGUUUGGGGCGGCUAUAUGUUGUAUAAGCGCUGCUCGAAGCAUAGCGAAUGCGAGCGCAUGGAACAGCAGUACUCCGACGAGGAGCUGGAUACAGAACGAUAUGUGCUCGGCGGCAGUUGACAAUGUUGGCUGGCAGUGGAUUGUGCAGAUGUGGGACCAAAGACUGUGCUUACAUUUAAGAUGUAAUAUUUACAAUAAAUUACGAAUUAGUUUCUAAAGAAAGAUAUUUUUUAAACGAA